This is a messenger RNA of Trichomonas vaginalis G3, 204 nucleotides long. RefSeq lists its product as uncharacterized. The transcript has a single exon. Bases 1 to 204 code for a protein of 67 amino acids. The record is from RefSeq and is a predicted model, not a curated record. NCBI's taxonomy places the organism in Eukaryota, Parabasalia, Trichomonadida, Trichomonadidae.
AUGUUUGAACUCGUUGCCGUAGUGAUAGCUUCAUCAAUUGUUAGCGUCUUGUUUGUCACAAUGUGCUGCUGCUGUAAGAAGGAAGAAGAACCAUAUAGAGAACCACCGCCAAAGAAGACUGAAGCUUUUCAGGAUAACUUAGAAGAAAUAUCAGAAAAUGUAGCUUUCCAUGUUAUUGCCGGAUCAAACAAGCAACAAGCAUAA